Messenger RNA from Synchiropus splendidus (mandarinfish), 4448 nucleotides. It is a transcript of the gene pik3r1, whose product is annotated as phosphoinositide-3-kinase, regulatory subunit 1 (alpha). The coding region runs from base 404 to 2608 and encodes 734 amino acids. Lineage: Eukaryota; Metazoa; Chordata; Actinopteri; Syngnathiformes; Callionymidae. Gene Ontology annotation, molecular function: 1-phosphatidylinositol-3-kinase regulator activity; protein binding. The transcript is spliced from 15 exons. The record is from RefSeq and is a predicted model, not a curated record. Gene Ontology annotation, biological process: insulin receptor signaling pathway; phosphatidylinositol phosphate biosynthetic process. Gene Ontology annotation, cellular component: phosphatidylinositol 3-kinase complex.
CUCGCUGCCAGUGGAGGCGACGCUCGUGCCAGAGCAGAGGAGAAGUGCCGUUAUGUCGACGGAGUGAGCGGCGGGACCGUGUCGUUUAACUGGAUCUUAACCCCCUAAAGAGGACCUAUAUCUCCCGGUCGGGCGCGGGAGUCGUCUUGAGGAGUGUUGCAGGGCUCGCGCGGAAGGGAGCGUGCGUGCAAGUCUGGGAUCAGCAGAAGGCUCCGGUUCACGACCCGCUCUCUCUGAUGGGUGCAUGCUGUCCAUCGACAUUCACAGAGAAGCGCACGUCGUUCAGAAGAGACAAGAUCUGUAAAAGAAUGAAGAAAAGUUAGUCAAGAAUUCCGGGAACGUAAACCAGUGUGACACACAAAGCCUUUGUUUCAAGAGUGUUCUCGAGCCACGUCCUGGCAUUAUGAGUGCGGAGGGAUACCAGUACCGGGCGCUCUAUGAGUACAAGAAGGAGCGCGAGGAGGACAUCGACCUGCACGUGGGCGACACGCUGCUGGUCAGCAAGGGUGCUCUGGCGGCGCUGGGCUACACCGAGGGACUGGAGCAGCGGCCGGACGAGAUCGGCUGGCUGUCCGGCUUGAAUGAAAUCACGCAGGAAAAGGGAGACUUUCCCGGCACCUAUGUGGAGUACAUCGGGAAGAAGUGGAUCUCGCCGCCCACGCCCAAACCCAGACCCCUCAGGCCCCUGCCUGUGGCCCCCGGAGCCUACAGGACAGAGUCGGACUCAGACCCCGAGCAAGGCCUCGGUCUUCCGGACCUAACAGAACAGUUCUGCCUCCCGGAUACGGCGCCGCCCAUGUUGGCCAAACUGCUGGAGGCCAUCGAGAGGAAAGGUUUGGAGAACCCAACGCUGUACCGGACCUUCACCGCCGGGGGAGGACUCGAGGUCCGACAGUACUACGAAUGUGACCCGGCCUCAGCGGACCUGGACCAGUUCGACCUCCCGAGUCUGUGUGACGGUCUGCGGCGCUACCUGCAGGACCUGCCUCUGCCCGUGGUGCCACCCGCGGUGCACGCCCAGCUGCAGCACACCGCCAAAGAGGUGUCCGGCUCAGAGGAGUGUUCCCAGCUGCUGCGUCGGAUCGUCAGCAGCCCGUCGCUGCCGUCCCAGUACUGGCUCACCCUGCAGUGUCUGCUGCGACACCUGGCCCGAGUCUGCCAGAGCGGAUCCAAGAACCUGCUGACGCCCAGAACCGUGGGAGAGAUCUUCAGCCCCGUCUUCUUCAGACAGCAGAGCAGCAGCUGUGAGCCCAGUCUGGACUCUCACGUCAGGAUCCUGGAGCUGAUGGUGACCAGCGAGUGGACCGGCAGUCAGACAGCACCAGCUCUCCCCCCGAAGCCGCCCAAACCCGCCACAACGAGCAGCAGCAGCAGCAGCAGCAAUGGCCUGGGCAGCAGCAUGACGCUGCAGGACGCCGAGUGGUACUGGGGCGACAUCUCCAGGGAGGAGGUGAACGAGAAGCUGAGGGACACGGCUGACGGCACCUUUCUUGUGAGGGACGCCUCCACCAAGAUGCACGGAGACUACACGCUGACCCUCCGGAAAGGGGGCAACAACAAGCUCAUCAAGAUUUUCCACCGCGACGGGAUGUACGGCUUCUCCGACCCGCUGACCUUCAGCUCCGUCGUGGAGCUCAUCAACCACUAUCGCAAUGAGUCACUGGCCCAGUACAACCCGAAGCUGGACGUCAAGCUGCUGUACCCUGUCUCCAAACACCAGCAGGACCAGGUGGUGAAGGAGGACAACAUCGAGGCUGUGGGCCGGAAGCUGUGCGAGUACCAUCAGCAGUACCAGGAGAAGAACAAGGAGUAUGACCGCCUGUACGAGGAGUACACCCGCACGUCCCAGGAAAUCCAAAUGAAGAGGACGGCCAUCGAGGCCUUCAACGAGACCAUCAAGAUCUUCGAGGAGCAGUGUCAGACGCAGGAGCGCUACAGCAAGGAAUACAUCGAGAAGUUCCGGCGGGAAGGAAACGACAAGGAGAUCCAGAGGAUCAUGGGCAACUACGAGAAGCUCAAGUCGCGCAUCAGCGAGAUCGUGGACAGCAAGAGUCGGCUGGAGGAGGACCUGAAGAAGCAGGCGGCCGACUACCGUGAGAUCGACAAGAAGAUGAACAGCAUCAAACCUGAUCUCAUUCAGCUGCGCAAGACCCGAGACCAGUAUCUGAUGUGGCUGACGCAGAAGGGCGUCCGGCAGAAGAAGCUGAACGAGUGGCUCGGCAUCAAGAACGACAACGCAGAAGAUCAGUACUCGAUGGUGGAGGACGACGAAGACCUCCCUCAUCAUGACGAGCGGUCCUGGAAGGUGGGCAACAUCAACCGCCUGAAGGGAGAGGCCUUGCUCAAGGGCAAGAGAGAUGGUACAUUCCUGAUCCGAGACAGCAGCAUGAUGGGCUGCUACGCCUGCAGCGUCGUCGUGGACGGCGAGGUGAAACACUGCGUCAUCAACAAGACGCCGACGGGCUACGGCUUCGCGGAACCCUACAAUCUGUACGGCUCGCUGAAGGAACUGGUCCUGCACUACCAGCACACGUCCCUGGUCCAGCACAACGACUCUCUGAAUGUGACGCUAGCGUACCCGGUGUACGCGCAGCAGCAGCGGCGGUGAAAAGCCUGGGACCUUUCAGUGACUUUCCCUGAGCAGCGGGGGGCAGCGGCCCGUCUGAAUGUACCUUUGCUUUAUUGUGGGAGCGCCGACCUGCCAGAGUCUCCCUGAGGCCAGAGGCCUUCUCCCAACACGGUGCUUCGUUACCUUCAGAGCUUUACCAGCCGGAGUGUUUUUGCGUACGAACGGACCCCGUCCGCCAUCUUGUGCGAGUGACUGUCCAUGUGACCAAAACCCAUAGAAUCAGGACGCGACGGCGAAUAGCAGGCAGCAGAUCAGCCGACCCAUGUAGCAUAAUGGCACUUUUUUUUUUUUCUUCGUCUGUGGACUUGACGAGUCGUCUUCAGGUCGGAGCCGACCUGCGGCCUGUCGUGGCUGGGACUGUGUACAUACCAGUCAAACCAAAAAGGAUCCGCUCCGGGUUUUUGUUCUCCCCUCUGACCUGCUAUGCAACAACCCUCCUCCACACCUGCACAGUAUAAGCUUGUUUUUAUUUCCUGUGUAAGUCGAGAUUCGGGGCAGAAAACGGCCCACGGCUCUUGUCUCUGCUGCGAACUUCCUCUCAGGCCUCCACUCUGAGCUGCUUCACUCGUGUUGGCGGUCAGCCGCAACUGGAUAGAUUUAUUUUGUUAUAAAAACAUAUAUGUUCCCAUUCAAAAGCGAAAUCUCGGGGUCAAAGAGCGGACGGCCGACGCGCUGCGGUAUUUUUCUGUAUCAGAAACGUUACGCAGGUGGAUUGGCUCAUCUCAGAUGUAAUUUCCUACAGAUAUAUAUAUAUAUAUAUAUAUAUAUCUAUAUAUAUAGUAGAGAGAAAGAGAAAGAGAUAAAUAUAUAAAAAUAUACGUGCUUGACAGAGGAGCUCAACUUCACGAGUCACGGCUGAGUUGUGUUUCGCUCAUAUUACAUGCCAUGCUGCGCCAUCCUCAACUGUGUUUAGCGUGCAUGCACACGGACACCGCUAACUCAUGAACAGCCAUAACUCGACUGUUGUGCUAACCACACCUCAAACAUCUUCAACGUUCAGCUCUCAAACUUGACUCGUGGAUUGAAAAAGAUGUCAUUGAAAACAUGAUACGAUACGCACAACGGCGUAGCACAAAAGUCAUUGAUGGUAUUGGUACGUUUGUCUUCAUAAUCUCAUGUGAACGCCGUGGCGAAGAGGAGGUUUCUGCAAAUCCGAUGUAAACACCUAAGCUGCGAUGUCUGCUAAUGGAGAUGGUGUUUUAGCUCCAAGGCUAGCACGCGAUGGUUGCGAUCUCUGAGGUACGAAGCGUUGAGCUCAGCUCGUCACGCCACCUGUAUCAACAACAAGGAGUAGCUACCUCGAAGCUCAUCGUAGAACGGUCGUCCACGGAAACGUGGCCAGAAUAAUAAAGUCUGUCAGGACACAGACCAUGAGUGAAUAAACGGUACGGACUUUAAUCGGAUUCGUAGAAAUGUUUUUAAUCUUGUGUACCAUUUGAUUGGAAUGUAAACCAAUAAGCCCGAUGAAUUGUUAGUGCUCACGAGCGCUUCUGCCGAGUCGUCAAAUAUUCAACAGUGACUUGUCGUCAUUUGAACGAUGAGCAUCGUUGCUAUUGUUGGGCUCCUGUUCGCAGACGUCACAGGUUCUCCAUCCGACGUCGACACAAGGAACUUUGACCUCCCACCAGCUGCUGCACAAACCUGUCGUUACUUUGUCCGAAAUGUGUUUUUUUUUUUUUUUUUUACUUGUCUCUUUAAUCGUUCGUUUCCCCCGAAAGCUCCACGCAUCUGUUCCGACGUCGGGAGUCUGAGUGACGUUCCGCAGUUUGGCUUCAGAUCUGUACCUGAGCUCCAAUAAAGACUUGUUUUUAAGAACUUU